Molecule: messenger RNA, 3578 nt
Organism: Pieris brassicae (large cabbage white)
Lineage: Eukaryota; Metazoa; Arthropoda; Insecta; Lepidoptera; Pieridae
Gene: Cds
Product: phosphatidate cytidylyltransferase, photoreceptor-specific
Exons: 10
Coding region: 135-1478 (447 amino acids)
Cellular component (GO): endoplasmic reticulum membrane
Molecular function (GO): phosphatidate cytidylyltransferase activity
Source: RefSeq, a predicted model, not a curated record
UCAACAGAAAAACAUCGGUUAUCGUAGUAGAACCUUGUUUCUGUUAAAAAUCGGAUAAAAUUGUAGUCUGAAUAUAUUUAAACGUUUUAGAACAAUUUGUGACACCCAGAAAGUUAAUAUUUUAUUGUUUAAUAAUGAGUGAAGUGCGACAUAGGCGAGGUGACGGCGACGGAACCGAAAAAGUGGAGACGGCUGGCGAAUCUGACCAUGUGGAUUCAGAAGAAGAAAAAGUACUGGAGGAGAAGUAUGUAGAUGAACUAGCAAAAUCUCUGCCUCAAGGAACGGAUAAAACCCCAGAAAUUUUUGAUUCUGCGCUCUCCGGACUCUCGUCGCGAUGGAGAAAUUGGGUGAUUCGAGGAAUUUUUACAUGGCUUAUGAUUGGUGGAUUUUGCUUACUUAUUUAUGGUGGUCCCUUGGCGCUGAUGAUUACGGUUUUGUGUGUGCAAGUGAAAUGCUUUGAGGAGAUCAUCAAUAUUGGUCAUGCUGUUUAUCGAGUGCAUGGUUUGCCUUGGUUCCGAUCGCUGUCCUGGUACUUCUUGCUCUCUUCAAACUACUUCUUUUAUGGAGAGAGCUUAAUUGAUUACUUUGGAGUUGUUAUUAACAGAACUGAUUACCUACAUUUCCUGGUGACAUACCAUCGUUUUAUUUCGUUCUGCCUGUACUGUGUUGGAUUCGUCUGGUUCGUCCUGUCCCUGGUGAAACGGUACUAUAUGCGACAGUUCAGUCUUUUUGCCUGGACUCAUGUCGCUCUGCUGAUCGUGGUGACUCAGAGCUAUCUCAUCAUUCAGAAUAUAUUUGAAGGUUUGAUAUGGUUCAUUGUACCAGUAUCCAUGAUUAUCUGCAAUGAUGUGAUGGCCUAUAUCUUUGGGUUUUUCUUUGGGAAGACACCGCUCAUCAAGUUGAGCCCCAAAAAGACCUGGGAGGGAUUCAUUGGCGGUGGAGUAUCUACUGUGGUAUUUGGUCUGCUGCUAUCGUACCUGAUAUCCCAAUACCCAUAUCUGGUAUGCCCCAUCGAGUACUCGGAGUCUCUGGGCCGUAUGACGAUGGAUUGCGAGCCGUCAUCCCUAUUCCGUCUGCACGAGUACACUCCGCCUGACUGUCUACUGCCGCUGGUGAGAUUACUCGGCCACGAUACGAUCACAAUGUACCCGUUCAUGAUUCACUCGCUGUCUCUCAGCAUCUUCAGCUCUGUCAUCGGACCUUUUGGUGGAUUUUUCGCAUCUGGAUUCAAGCGAGCGUUCAAGAUAAAGGACUUUGGUGACGUGAUACCCGGCCACGGCGGUAUAAUGGAUCGCUUCGACUGUCAGUUCCUCAUGGCGACGUUCGUCAACGUAUACAUCACGAGCUUCAUACGCACCGCUACGCCACAGAAAUUGUUACAGCAGGUGUACAACAUGAAACCAGAACAACAGCUGCAACUCUUCUAUGCUCUGAAGGAAUCGCUCGAACAUCGGAACAUACUAAAUUCUAUACCUUAAAAGGUAGAUUUCGGUUGGGUAGUUUCACUAUUUUAUUAUUUUUCAAAUUAGUUUAUGAUCGUUAAAACUGUUAGUUAAAUAACUUUAAAUUUCAAGUAUAAGUAGUCAAUACUAUAACUGUUAUACUGAUUAUAGUAAAUUGGAAAUUGGUUAAAGUUAAUUACAGUUAAAAUGAUUUCUUUUAUAUUAAAUUGGAGCGCGUUUAUCAUAAUUAACUUAGAAAUAUCGAUAGUUGAACGUGUUUUGCAAGUUUUUUAAGUAAUAUAUACUAUGCGUAUACGUCUACCAAACGUACACAACGUAUACGUGUACGUACUAAAAUGUUUUUUUUUACAUUUACUAGAAACCAUCGUCUUGAAUAUUCCUUUUGGUUGAUAUGUUUUCGUAAGUUAUAUUUAUAGAUUAGAAAAAUUAUUGUUGAUUAUGCUGUGAAACUACCCUAAAGGUAUGACAUAUCUACGUUGUCAGAUUUUUUGUUUCAGUUCUAACAAUACGUAUUUUUCUAUUUCAUUGAUCUCAAUUUACAGUCUAAGCCAUAGUCUGAAAUUCACAGAGUCAUAAUGGCGCAUUAUUAUCUAAAACUCAAUCUUAUUUUUAAACGAGUUUAGGCCAUUGUGAUGUUUUUUUUAACUAUAUUGUUACUAUGAAACCAUGAUAAUAUGAUACUUUAGUCCACGAUGUCAGGAUGAAAGGAAAUUGCUAGGACGUCGUUACGUCCUUGUCAAUUGUCAUCAUGAAACGAAAAAUCUGACAUUUGACAACGUUCUUAUGAACGGCAUUUAAUCUAGUCGUUGUGCAAUCGUUUACUAUCGGCACAAUAAAUAAACCAAUUUCAAUGUAAACGAAACACAAUUUUUGAAUAUACACCUCCCUCUUCUAUAGUCUGCGCAACGAAAAUGAAGCAUUUCAAAAAUAGACCAUAAUAAAAAUAUUCAUAUUUCAGGGCGCAGACUAGUUUAGUAUUGCUAUUAAAGUACCAUAGAUUAAAAACGCUUUCGUAGUAGUAUUUGUUAACUGUGGAAUAAUUUUUAGUCUAUAUUUAGUUAUUGGUCCUAUUUGGGAAAUGGCUCGAAUUAUAUUUUAUUAAAUGUUAUUAUUAAAUAGUACUAUUGUAUAGUUUCUAAUUCUCAUUAUUUCUGUAUUUGUAUGUUAUAAUUGUUAUGUUGCGUGAGAGUGAAAUAAAUAUCGCAUCUUAGCGAGCUUAGCGAAUAUAAAUUAAAUUUAUUGUUCAUACUUAUAAUAAAAUAUAGAUUAUUCAAAUUUCUAACUUUUAUGAAACCCAAUUCAUAACAAUUAAGGUAGUGUUACGAGACUAUCUGAUUUAUUAUGAAUGGGGGUAUUUAAAAUAGGCGUGACUUAAACUAUUUUCAAACUUCGAUUUAUAUAUUUUGGCGCCUUUUGAAAUUUAGCAUUUAAUAUUUUCAAGUUCUAUAUAACGUUAAACUGAUUCAUUAAAUUACUAAAAAACUGAAUUAUUUAUUAAAAUAUACAAUUGUCCUAUUUGUCUACGCGAGUCGGUUUGAAAUAUAAAUAGAUAAAUUGGGACCCAGAUAUGUCGAUAAAAACAUGCACUUACGAUAUUAAUUAAUAUUAUGCUUUUUUUAAGAUGGCGGCGUUUCGAGUUGCCAUGUGCCAAAAAAAAAAUCCUCACUCAAUUUGAAAAUUUAAUUAAGUCUGAAUCUAUUUGCUUAUUACUCUAUGAUAUAGAAAAGAAUAAAAAAAAACAUUCCUAAUUCGAAUUCUUUUGAAAUUUAUUUUUUAAACGUAUUGGGUAUUUUGCCAUAUGAUUUUUGACACAGGGAUUUGCAUUUUAUGCUCUAGACUGAAGGACUGAUUUUUCGUACUAAGAGGGUCAGAAGGAAUCAGCGGUUUCAAUAAAGAAUUUAAACAUUAACGGUCUUAUUAUGGCACGUGAAGAUGCACUAUUUGUUACCAUGGUUACUAUUCCUUCAGUAAGGAAAUAACAUCGCAACUAUAGUGAUAAAUACGGUCCUAACUUUACACCACGUUUUAUUAUCUUAAAUAUCGCUAUUUAAUGGUCAUAUUUGCAUACGAAUGAACAUAAAAAUGACACAGUAACAAUGCCAAAUCGAUAAAUAU